GAAAUCUCUUUUGAUGUAAAACAUUUUCAAAAGACCAUAUCUGUAUAUCUGUUAACAACUUAACAUGCUAGAAGGAUUUUUCCACCGGAGAAUAUAGAGAGCUGCAAAUUACCAAUAAAAGAACAUGGCAUUCACUAAAUGCAAGAUAUCUGACUGUGCUUUGAUUAUAUACAAAUGUUUAGACAAUCGUUGAGCAUCAUUUUGGUGCAAUAGAAAUGAAUCAAAAGAUGCUAAUUUAUGGCCAUCCAUGGCAUGUUAUCCUUAAACCCUAAAUAUAAGUGCAAGUGUUUAAAAAGCAAAUGUUUUAAAAAACCAUGGACGGCACGAUUAGAACCUGCGUGGGCAAAGCCCACAUGAUUUCUAGUCAUGCUAGAUAACCACUCCGGCACGUCCACUUGAAUGAAUGAGAAGUAGCCUCUAAACAAACUAGUAACCUCUAAAAACCAAAACAACUCAAGUUCGAGUUCAUAGUGAUAAGCGGUAUGAGGGAUUGGAGCCAAAGUCUUUGUUGAACUGGGUUUUUGUUAUCUGAUAUUCUGAUUCUGGGUGGUGGUAACUUCCUCUGCUUCUGGGGCGCUUAACCAACUCACUAUUCACUUCACUGCAACUUCAGUUUUGGCUCCAUAACCAAAACACCCAACUCUUGUGGGAUUGCAAGUAAGUCUUUUCAUUUUCUGUCUCAAGUGCUUUCUGUAAUGCUAUGAAUGCCCUUUACCAUUUUGAUGAGUUGGGAAUGUUGGUUUUUGGGUGGUAUUGGAAUUGGGUUUUGUGUUUUCUGUGUCUACUGUGAUAGCCUGAGUUGGGUUUUUCAUGUGCUUUGAUUAUUUGAAUAAAGGUGACUGCUUUGGUUCGGAUUGUGUUUUUGGGAUUGAUUGAGUUAUCAGUUGUUAUUCAAUAGUUGAUAUUUCCAUGAAUUUAGAUUCAAAAUCUUAUCCUUCAGGCAUUGCUUCAUGUUUGCAAAGACAGGCCCUGCAUUGUUUGAUAUCGAAUUGAAUCGAGUUUAAGAACAUGGCCUCCACAAUUUUCAGAAGCUUUCAAACCCACCCUUUUGUGUUCCAUCCCACCACAUUACUCAGAAGAAAGAAUGUUCUUUUGUAUUGUACAAUGAGAAGUCAACAAACCCAGACAGCCACCCAAGAGAAGGUUAAGCCACAAGUGAAAGUUUCUAACUUGAACCCGAAUAAGAAGCUGGAGAAUAUCUCGAAGGACUAUGAAGCAGUCAUAGGUAUCGAAACCCAUGUCCAGCUAUCUACUCAGACCAAGGCCUUUUGUAGUUGCCCUUAUAAUUACGGCUCUCAACCAAACACUAGUAUUUGCCCCAUUUGUAUGGGUCUGCCUGGUGCUUUACCGAUUUUGAACUUUGAGGUCAUUGAGUCUGCUGUGAAAUUUGGGCUUGCACUCAAUUGCAAAUUGGCAAUGAACUCGAAGUUUGAUAGGAAAAUAUACUUUUACGCGGACCUUCCAAAGGGGUACCAAAUAUCCCAGUUUGAUGUUCCAAUUGCGACCGGUAGCUACAUUGAUUUGGAUAUUACAGUAGAGUUUGGUGGUGGGCAUAGGAAGUUUGGCAUUACAAGAGUUCACAUGGAAGAGGAUGCAGGGAAGCUGAUGCAUUCAGACGAUGGAAGUUACUCACAGGAAAGUACAUUUCGCUUUAGCGGUGUUCCCUUGCUUGAGAUUGUUUCUGAACCUGAUAUGAGAAAUGGUAUUGAAGCUGCAGAAUAUGCUGCAGAAAUACAGAGGGUGGUUCGGUAUUUGGGAGUGAGUAAUGGCAAUAUGCAAGAAGGUUCACUUCGUUGUGAUGUCAAUGUUUCUAUUCGACCAAUUGGGCAAUUACAGUUUGGGACGAAGGUGGAGAUAAAAAAUUUGAACGCUUUUUCAGCAGUGAGCAGGGCAAUUGACUAUGAAAUUUCGAGGCAGGUGCUUCUUCAUAGUCAAGGCCAAGACAAAGAAAUUGUACAGGAAACACGACUAUGGGACGAAGGAGCUCAGAAAACAGUUACAAUGAGGAAGAAAGAAGGACUAUCUGAUUACCGAUAUUUUCCCGAACCAGACCUUCGAGGAGUUUUCCUCACCCAGGACUAUGUUGAUGGUAUUCAUAACUCUUUGCCUGAACUUCCAGAAAUGAAGCGUCGAAGGUAUGAAAAGAUGGGCCUAAGCAUGCAGGACAUUCUUUUCCUUGCUAAUGACAUGAAUGUUGCAGAAUUUUUUGAUACCACUAUUAAGAAGGGUGCUGAUGCGAAGCUAGCUGCCAACUGGAUAAUGAGUGAUAUUGAUGCCUAUAUGAAAAAUGAAGAGUUGUCCAUCAAUGAGGUCAAGCUUUCCCCCCAAGAGUUGGCUGAGUUAAUAGCUUUCAUAAAAGAUGGGACUAUUAGUGGGAAGAUAGGGAAACAGAUAUUGUUUGAGCUACUAGCAAAAGGUGGUACUGUGAAGGGACUGAUAGAAGAAAAAGAUUUAGUUGUUUAUUGUAUUGCCAGGCAAGUUGUUUAUUGUAUUGCCAGGCUAUUUAAUUCAUAA
Rosa rugosa (rugosa rose) is the source of this 2514-nucleotide messenger RNA. RefSeq names its product glutamyl-tRNA(Gln) amidotransferase subunit B, chloroplastic/mitochondrial-like. The record is from RefSeq and is a predicted model, not a curated record. Bases 1009 to 2514 code for a protein of 501 amino acids. Gene Ontology annotation, molecular function: glutaminyl-tRNA synthase (glutamine-hydrolyzing) activity. Lineage: Eukaryota; Viridiplantae; Streptophyta; Magnoliopsida; Rosales; Rosaceae. Gene Ontology annotation, biological process: mitochondrial translation; glutaminyl-tRNAGln biosynthesis via transamidation. The transcript has 6 exons.